AUGACGACACCCGAAGCUCGUGACCCGCGCGAGGUUCAAUCCCGCCGAUCAACUGGCGGAUCGCCCAGUCAGCAACCCCACCAAUCCCGCCGCAACCCCUCCUCAACAAUAAUAAUCCCCGAUAUUGGGAUUCCUUCCGAUCAACACUACUCACCUUCUACCCUUUCUUCUGCUCAACCGAUCCCUUUGGGCCCUCAAUCCCUCCGCUCGAGAUCCAAAACAUACACCUCCACAUACACACACAACAUGUCUGACAUCUCCGGUUUCAUCUCCGCCCUCGAGGCCGCCCAGAGCAAGUCCAAGUUCACUCCCGAGGUUCAGUCCGCUGCCGAGGGUAUCGAUGUCGCUGCUCUCAAGGCCGCCUAUGAGGCUGCGUUGGCCAUGGGCGAGACCGAGACCGUCUCCGACGGUGCCCAGAAGACUGCUCUGGAGCAGGGCUUCGAGUUCGCCACCAAGGUCGUGAUGAUGCUCCAGACUGCCCCUGGCCCCUUUGAGAAGAAGGACCUCUAUGUCAACUUCAAGAUUGCCAAGGGUGAGGUUCUGGAGAAGCCUGGCAUGUUCGAUAUGGUGAAGAAGCAGCUCUACAACGCCUGGGAGCAGGUCAAGCACUACUCCCCUCAGAAGGCCCAGGCUCUCUACAUCAAGCACGUCAACGAGUUCAUCGGCAAGUACGGCACUCGCGAUGAGUAA
Messenger RNA from Penicillium oxalicum, 690 nucleotides. Its product is annotated as acyl-CoA-binding domain-containing protein. The coding region runs from base 1 to 690 and encodes 229 amino acids. The transcript is spliced from 2 exons. NCBI's taxonomy places the organism in Eukaryota, Fungi, Ascomycota, Eurotiomycetes, Eurotiales, Aspergillaceae. Gene Ontology annotation, molecular function: fatty-acyl-CoA binding. The record is from RefSeq and is a predicted model, not a curated record.